Harpegnathos saltator (Jerdon's jumping ant) is the source of this 2805-nucleotide messenger RNA. RefSeq names its product pollen-specific leucine-rich repeat extensin-like protein 1. The record is from RefSeq and is a predicted model, not a curated record. NCBI's taxonomy places the organism in Eukaryota, Metazoa, Arthropoda, Insecta, Hymenoptera, Formicidae. Bases 188 to 1684 code for a protein of 498 amino acids. The transcript is spliced from 2 exons.
AUAACAACUAGCAGGCAGUUGGUGGCACCGGACUGCGCCUGGGCGAGCCCGACUGCAGCGACGAUCCACCGGCUCGACCGAAGAAGAAUCCGUGCGAUCCACCCAAGGGCCCCUGUCGGCCGAGCCAUCCACCGGGCUAUCCUCCGUCUUCGAAACCGCGGCCAAAGGGAAAGCCAUUCUGCGUUAAAUGCCCGCCCAAGAAACCAUGCAACGACGAUCCAUGCUAGGUCGCGUCAACGAGGCUGUUCAUCGAGUCGAUGCACCGUCGGCAAGUCCGGCGAGAACGUCUGUCGGAAUGAUGGGGGAGUGCUUGGAAAUCGGAUACAGCACGAGGCCUGUUUUCGGGAUUGGAGAAUUGCGUCAAAUCCGAUGGAACAGAAACCCUUUGACGUCCAGCCAAGAAGGACGAGUUCGCAGGAGGAAUUUCUCUUCUCGCAAGCUCAUGGACACGCCUCCAACGGAUGAAAUAUGGAGUCGAGCUGGCGAGGGAGUGAGAAACAGUUCGUCCAAACCGUUCUCGGUUACGACAGAACAACCGAUGGCGAUGAUGCUGCCAGCAGACACAGCUAAUUACCAGAUCUCACUGCCAGAUGAAGAAUUUUCCAGUCCAAUGUCCUUGAGAGCGUUCGCAUCGGCUGAAAAUGAUAUUCCGCCAUCUUCACCUCGCUAUCGUGAGUCAGCGGAGUUUAAACGCCCGAUGAAUCCGACGAAGAGCCGCUCGCACAAUGCACCUCGAUUACGCUCCACUUUGACUAUGCAACGCGAAUGCGAUCGAUUGCAAUCGGAGAACAAGGAUUCCGAAACUUCUUCUCAACUUUCACGCAGUCCGAAUCCCUCUCCGUCCUUAUCGUACCCUGAAGCUUGCCGACAGACGAAACCGAAGUGCUCGCGAGACAUAUGUGGGACUUUACGGAAACCACGGACGCACGAAAUAUUCAAAGUGUCCGCUUACUGCGGUCUCCGUCACCCGAUUCCACCGCGAAGACUUCAUCGGCGAGGAUUUCACAGCACCACGAUGCUUCUCGGCAAAGGGAGCUCCGACAAAUCCACCGGCUGUCGAAAAAUGGACGAUAUUUGCGAAACAGCCGAGGACAACAACUGCGGUAAGCCCUGCAAGAGGCAGGACGCCUGUCACCGGGAGAAAGUCAAGUGCGAGAAGCCGCAGGAGGAGGAGAAGAAGAAGGAGAUUCUGAGGAAAGCGAAGGAGCCGCCGCCGUGCAGGGACUCCUGUUUGCCGAGGAGCAAAUGCGACCUCCCCAGGACUGAGCCGCCGAUGAAGAUGACGUACGAGAAGGUGACGUGUCCGCCGUCGAAAUUCGCGAAACUCGCCUCGUGUCCGUCGGUGCGGGAGGACGCGAGAAUGAAGUACACUGAGCCGCCGCCCAUGGAACUCGACGCGGCGAAAAGAAAGAGCAAGAAGAAGAAGAUCUGCCCGCCACCAGCAUUGCCGAAACCGCCGUGCACACCUAUCCUCCUGUGUCCCUGCCCGCCGCCGCCUAAAAUACACCCCGGGUCGUGCCCGUGUUACGAGCACAAGAACGAAGUCAAACCGCACACGCUGCCAGCAGCGUGCCCUCCGAAGAAACCGUACCCUUGCCCCACGGCGGUGCACUACUGUCCCCCGAAGAAAUGCGAAAAGACAUCGGCUUGCGAGAAGCACCCGCCGAAUACACGGAAGCCUUGAAAAAGUUUCAACGCGCAGCAAGUAGUACGCGAUACGCAACACUGGUUAGGUCGUUAUCUUCCAAACAUUUGAACAAGCGCUCGCGCGUCAGGUACUUUUUACCUUUCCUUCCGGCGCUGUUCGUUCAGGAGUAAUUAGCACGACACGAUUUACGACGAGGACGAAGGCGCGCUCGAAGGCGAGAGAAUGGCGGUGAUUUCUGCGAGAUCUAUGAAAUUGGAGGUUCGGUCUCCUGGAUCGAUAAUUGUCAAUAAUUCGAGGCUGACUCGUUCACCAUCCGUCAGCUCGUGCGAUCGAUGGGCUGGCCAGUUUUUCGUCCGACAGUCUCGUAUUUUGCGACGAGAAGGAACAAAGGAGAAAGGGAGUACGCACCAUUGGUCGCGAGAGUUGAAGUGCGAGGUGAACAAACCGGCUGACGAUGCGUGUUGCUUGUCGCGUGACUGACGGAUUGUUUAUUCUAAAAUUGUGCGCUGUUGAUAAAUGCGGGCAUCGCGCCGCGUCGCGUCGCGUCGCGUCGCAUUAAUAAAGCCCCGCGAAAAUGUGUACGCUGAAAAGCACACAACUCGCACCGAUAAUUUCGACAAAUCGAGUCGAACUUUCAACGAAAAUGAUACUCAAGUGUCUCUUUUUCUCGAAAUUUCGAAUAUAGACUUUGUUGGCCAUGCGACGUGCGACAUGCAUUUUAUUAAUUUUUUAAGAAAAAAACCCAAGUCUAAAUUCGAAUAGAUCUCGCAGAUAAUUACACGCACAAAAUAGAAGAAACGUACUCUGCUGUUUUUACGCACAUUCCGUGGGCCGAAGAUCCCCGGCGAAGCUUCAGCGGAGAAACUGGCGCAAUUGAUUGAAACAGGUGAUUAAAGAAUUUCAGAUUAUCGAUUUGCACACAUUUGGAGAAUGCAAGCGCUCGGGAAUUACAUCCAUGAACUUUUUCUAACGCCCAACGUAACCGAAAAAACAUAUAUCAUUUAUUGGAAAAUAUUUCUUCAGCGACGAAACUUGGAAAAAUUUACACAGAGAUCUGUGUCGCAGUUUGUGUACGGCGCAUUACAAUCAUAACAGAGGAAAAUGUAGCUGCGAAUUUGUCAAAUCCCUCUUAGCAUCGUGUAAAUAAAAUCUUGCUC